Molecule: messenger RNA, 935 nt
Organism: Cucurbita maxima (winter squash)
Lineage: Eukaryota; Viridiplantae; Streptophyta; Magnoliopsida; Cucurbitales; Cucurbitaceae
Product: 40S ribosomal protein S7-1-like
Exons: 6
Coding region: 169-744 (191 amino acids)
Biological process (GO): rRNA processing; translation; ribosomal small subunit biogenesis
Cellular component (GO): 90S preribosome; small-subunit processome; ribosome
Molecular function (GO): structural constituent of ribosome
Source: RefSeq, a predicted model, not a curated record
ACCGUUGAUUUUUCUAGUAGACAUCUCAACCGUUCAGUCGUUCCCUUUAUAUACCUAUCCUCCCCGCCAACAAUUCUUAGGGUUCUCUAGGGUUUUUGGUUUCCCAUACUCGGUUGGAAGUGCCCUUACUCAUAUUCUUCUUGCGUUUCUACAGCCUUAAUCGGAAGGAUGUUUACGGCGAGGAAGAAGAUCCACAAGGAUAAUGGUGUCGACCCCUCAGAAUUUGAGGAAACUGUUGCUCAGGCAUUGUUUGAUUUGGAAAACACCAACUCCGAGCUUAAAAGUGACCUGAAGGAUCUCUACAUUAAUUCUGCAAUUCAAGUCGAUGUUUCUGGAAACCGCAAGGCUGUUGUGGUCUAUGUCCCAUACAGAUUGAGGAAGGCCUUCCGCAAGAUUUACUUGAGGCUUGUUAGAGAGCUUGAAAAGAAAUUCAGUGGAAAGGAUGUAAUCCUGAUUGCUACUAGAAGGAUAUUGAGGCCUCCAAAGAAAGGAUCAGCAGCUCAGAGGCCCCGCACCCGUACUCUCACUUCUGUGCACGAGGCAAUGCUUGAAGACAUUGUAUUGCCUGCAGAGAUUGUUGGCAAGCGUAUUAGAUACCGUGUUGAUGGAUCAAAGAUCAUGAAGGUGUUCUUGGACCCGAAAGAACGGAAUAACACCGAGUACAAAUUGGAGAGCUUUGCUGCUGUUUACAGGAAGCUUUCUGGAAAAGAUGUCGUCUUUGAGUACCCAAUUACUGAGGCUUAAGACACCUUAUAUGUUGCACAUUUGGGUGGUGUUUAUCGUAGGUUGGAAUCAGGUGUGAGCUUUCCAAUUUUGAUUUCAAGUAAUAGAUUUUUGAGACCUCGCUUUUUGAAUAUGUGAUCUUGUUGAACCAUACUCUUGUCACAUUGGAUUAAUUUUCCGGUUUCAAUGACAUUCUAUCCACUUUUACUUAA